This is a messenger RNA of Mucor velutinosus, 480 nucleotides long. RefSeq lists its product as uncharacterized. The transcript has a single exon. The record is from RefSeq and is a predicted model, not a curated record. The coding region runs from base 1 to 480 and encodes 159 amino acids. Lineage: Eukaryota; Fungi; Mucoromycota; Mucoromycetes; Mucorales; Mucoraceae.
AUGAAGAGACCACACUCGCCAACAAGAAUGCCCUCACGGCACGGUGAUCCACCUGCUCCUGACUGCAGACGAUCCACUUCACCACCACCUAAUUCUUUUGAUGGAAUGUGUGUGCGAAAUGAUUUCCGACAGACCAAGAAAGAUCUAUUAGAGGUUAUUGUUGACUUGGACAAAACAGAACACUCUAUAAGCUCACUGAAGGGCCAGCUCAAAACUGCAAAAGACCCUCUGAAAGCUCAAUUGGAUUCACAGCGCGUUUCUCUAAAUAUGAAAAUAAGCAAGCAGAAGAAAGCGUAUAACAAACUUAAGAAUAGAGUGUAUCUUAUUGACAAAGAAAUGAAGUUUUUGUCCAGACGCAGCCAACAGGAUAUUGAAGAUGGGGAAAUCAGCAGUGUGCAGGUGAAGCUGGAGGAGGAGGAGGAGGAGGAGGAGGAGUAUGGUGAUUCAGGCCCACAACAGCGAGAGAAGAAAAGAAUGUAG